AUGGUCUUACGGUCCUUCGCCUCGUUCUUCUGUGCCUUGAAGAGCUCAGAAUGUAGCGAAACUCGUGCUGGAGCCCGAAGACCGUGCUCUAGGUGGAAGCCUAGAAAUGAGAGCGACCACUUCGAGUAAAGUCUUAACACGGAAUUUGAACUUGUUUGAAACGUUAUAUGAUCUGCAAAUAUUGCAAAACUCGUGGCGAAAACAGUAAAUCAAAAGAUGAAAAUAUUUGGCUUUGUGAAGGAAAAUCACAACUCACUAAUAGAGGAAUCUUUCAGCACGAGAAGAACCAAAUCAUGACGACAAACGUCUGGCUGCAACACGUAUGAUACACUUUCAUUUUCUUAUCACUCUUACAAUGUUCUUCAGAGUUGGAUGGACUACAAACUGCAGUGGGACCCGAUGGAGUACGGUGGCGUGGACGUCCUCUACGUGCCGUCGGACACCAUCUGGUUACCCGACGUCGUCUUGUACAACAAGUUCGUUUCGGGAACAGUUUUUCUGAAAAAGCGCGAAAAUUUCAGCGCCGACGGCAAUUAUCAGGUGACCAUCAUGACCAAGGCGAAGCUUUCCUACAACGGCACCGUCGAAUGGGCGCCUCCAGCCAUCUAUAAGAGGUUCGAAAACCAUCAAUUGCUCUUUAUACCUCGUUUUUUCAGCAUGUGUCAAAUAGACGUCGAGUUCUUCCCGUUUGAUAGGCAACAGUGCGAAAUGAAGUUUGGUGAGUGGGCAGGAUUGGGUUUUUUUUGAAGCCAAGAAGGAAAAUCGAGUAGAGGAAAACAGAAGAACAGUUUUUCUGUGACUUGUCUCCGUGUUCCAAUUAUAUCUAAUCAUUUCGAAACGAUCUAAAGUUUUUCCUCUGUCCGUCAUUCCAUUAUUCAGAAAUUCGUUCCGUAUAACAUAAAUAGUUAUGAAAAGUAUAGUCUGUAUGCCACAACUUGAUAUUUCACCGAACGACAUUCCGCUGUUCCGCUGCGUGCGUUCGCGAAGCGUCUUUCGAAUCUAGGUCUUGCGUGUAGCGGCACAGCGGAAUGUCGUUUGGUGGAAUUCCAAGUCGUGGUACACAGGCUAUACCGCUUUGUUUUUUGUGUCAAAUUUUGAAAAUAGCUGCAAAAAGUUGCCGAGAGAAUCGUGUUACCGCCAGGCGCAAUGGCAAGAAAAUUGGAUUUAAAAAUCGAUUCAAGUGUUUUCUUUUUUUUUUUGCUUUCGAUUCCUUUGUUCAAAAGAGUUGGAUUUUUUUGCGAGAAAAGAAAAAUUAUAUACAGGUCGAAAAACGAGAAAAGCCAUUAACGUACUGGGAACAUUUUUAGUGGCCACUAUAGAGGCUCGCCAAGAAAUACUUGGAGAGGACACUAAAGUUGCCACUGGACACUAAAGUUGCCACAUAGUGGCCACCUAUAGUGGCCACUAUGUGGCAACUCCCUUUUUGUAUUUCCCUUUUUAGUGGCCACUAUAGAGGUUCUCUAUUUAGUGGCCACUUCAGUAGUUUUUCAUCGAGUAUUCCUUCCAGUAACUCUGAUAAUAUGAAAACAAACAGAUUGAACCGAUUAUGUUGAUCCAUUGACCCCUAAAGUGGCCACUACAAUUUUUUGUGGUGUAGUAGUAGCACUGAGACCUCUAUAGUGGCCACUAAUUUUUAACCCCCUUAGUGGCCACUAAAUUGACUACUAUAGUGGACACUAAAACGUCAAAACCUUAUAGUGGCCACUAAAAGUUUUCCCAGAAAACCAGUAAACAAAACAUGAUUUCAGGUUCCUGGACGUAUGGCGGGUUAGAGGUCGACUUGAAGCACCGCGACGAACAUUUAGAGCGAGAGGUCGAGGAGGAAGUUGAAGGCGUUGACGGACCAACGAAAGAGACCGUUUGGGUGGUCGAAGAAGGUUCCAGAAGCCCCUUUUUUGCUGGAAAUCGAUGUUUGUAGGAAUCGAUCUGAGCGACUACUACCCGAGCGUCGAAUGGGACAUCCUCAAGGUUCCCGGCAAGAGGCACUCGAAGAGGUUCGUUUCUUGACUUCUCGCUCCGAAAACUUUUUUCCAAAAAAAGACAAGAGUUUUUGAACAACUGUUCUGAAAAACUUCUGAAAAAGUAUAUUCUCAAAUAGUUCUUUAUGGUUGUUUCAAUGGCAUUCUAUAAGCUAUGUAUACGGUGAAUCAGGCUUGUGAGUCAGGCCGGGCGGUUUGUUCCGGGAUUUGGGCCUCAUUUUUGAGAAAAAGGCGGCGCGGGGUUGAACCAAAUUUCAUCAAAAAUACUUUCACCGGAAAAUCAUUCCUACUUCUUAAAUCAUAUUUUCUAUUGGACGUUAAGUGAAAAAUAAUGAAAAACGGGGCUUACUGGUUAGAUCGUAAAAUAGCCUAAUAUUCGACUUGAAGAAAAUUUGAGCUUUUUGGGCCGGGCCUGCCAUUUUUGCUUUAGGCCCCGCUAAGGCCGGGCUUAAAAAAUGAGGAUCCAAUGUCAAAAUGAGAAUGGAAUGGGAAAAAUUGAAUAAAUUUUUUUGCGAAACUGAGGCCUUUCAAAGGUUGUAUUCGAAGAGAGCAUUUUCCGGGACGAGCCACCUUUUUUCCCCUUUUAAAGAUUUUUUAAUGCGUCAUAUUUAUUCUUUUUAUUUUUAUUUUUAUUGCUUUUGUCUUAUGUUUUUCCACCAAACCGCAAUAAGUCAUUAUCCUGUCUAUAUCGCCAUUCUUUUUUUUUUGAACAAAUAUAUUUUUUUCUUUGCCACACGCCUUGAGACGACAAAAAAUGCGGUGGUCGCUACACCGUUUGAUUCUGUUCUCAGAUGAACUCCCAGAGGAAUUCACACGUCCGCGUCUUCCGAACAUUUUUGCUCUUUCAAUCAGUUUCCUCCUAAAAGAGCUCGUCAAACGAAGCAAUUCUCGCCCAGUAGAAUGGGCUGGAGACUUUUAUUGUCUAUUGAUAUGAUCGCAACGCCCAAAUUUUAGUCCUUUUUUUCUGAUUUCCUUGAUGUAGGUCAGGAUUUUGAAGAUCUAAUUUUGAAAAAAGGAGGCGCAGUAAUAGUGUCUACCGCAUCAUGCUUUUUUCUUUUUGCUAGAUCCAGUUUAGUGUUAGUAAAUUGACAAAUAAAGGCCCAUAGAAAAAAAAAAUUAGAAGUAAGAUUUUUUUACAUCUUUAUGAAUUGACACGGGGCAUCACUCAGAGAAUUUGAACAGGCAUUCUUAAAAGAUGUUCAAAGAAAUGAAGGGCAGAAAGCUGCAAGUUGCGCGGCGUCCGUGAGUGACAGGCCGGCAGAGUCGAGAAAAAUGGCUUGGCUCGAGGAAUGCCCAUUCACAUAUCGAGGUUUAAGCGACAUGUCGCGAACGCUCCGGGAAUUUCCAGUUUUUUAUAAGGGAGAAUAUGGAAAAAAAAAUUUUUUUGAAAGGUUUUUUUAUAUCAAAAAAACUCUGUGAUUGCUGUUGAUCAUUUUGAUAUUGUCAAGUCGGAAACAGACGUAGGCGAGUGAAAAAUCAGUCAUUCCGGGAAAAAGGGCUGACUCACAAAAGUUUUAAAAAGUAAUAAUAAGCUUUAACUUCAGGAAAGGAGUAAUGAAAAAAUAAAAUCAGCCUUCUACUUUAAGAGUCAGUGCUGACGUUGAAUUAGAAAGACUCGGGAGAAGGGUUUGACGACUUUCAAAAUUAGUCUGACCAAUGAGUUGCAUCGGAGAGAGAACAUGGGUUUUAUUUCGAGGUUUUCCCGACUUCGUGUUUAUAUAACUUUGAACUGUCUUGAGCUCCACUUUGUACGAAAAAAACACUGCCGAAGCCGCCGAAACUGAAAUUCACCUUUUUUCAAAACCCACUGGGCGUUUCUUUUCCUCAAUAUUCCAGAAAUAAAUCAUGAAAGCGACUAUUUUCAAGGUUGUACCUCUGAAAAAAAAGCACCAUUUGAUUGUUUGCAAUUUUUCCAACACAGCCCUUCGAAGUUUAGUUGAGAACUAGUAAAAAUUGUCCACAGUUAGGCUUUAGAAAGGUUAAAGGCUUUAGAAAGGAGCGAAUGAAGUGUCAAAAUUGCAGGUAUCCGUGCUGCGAGAGCCCUUUCAUCGACAUCACCUAUGAGAUCCACUUGAGGCGGAAGACGUUAUUCUACACUGUCAACUUGAUAUUUCCUUCCGUCGGAAUAAGGUUUCUGGCGCUCAUCAACUGAGUUCAUUCCAUUUUUCAGCUUCCUCACCGCUCUUGUUUUUUACCUCCCAUCUGAUGGAGGGGAGAAGAUCUCGCUAUGUAUUUCGAUUCUCAUUUCUCUAACUGUCUUCUUUUUACUUUUAGGUUGGUUCUUCUUUUUUAUUAAAAAAAAAACUUGAUCAGUUAUUUAUAACGAUUAGCUAAGUUACUAUGAAAAAACAGCAGUAAUUCAAGUUUCUAAUCUCAACAAUGAAGUCAAGGAGUUUUCCGUGAAACAGUUCCGUUUCAAGAUCAACUAUUUUCUGUCCGCAACACGAUUAAAUUUUUCGAUUUUGAUUCUCAAAAUACACGUUACUAGUGUUUCUUUUUAGUUUCUAAGCUGUCUUUAGAGUAAAAAAAUAAUCAUAUCUAGAAAAAAAUCGUAAAGUCAAUCCUUCCCGACUUGGAAGGCGAAAUGAGUAGAUUCAACUAAAAUACGGAAAACCAUCUCCUUUCAAAGAUUGAAGAUAAAUUUUUGCCCUUAGAGCGCACUUUUUUUCUAGCUCCUUCCUUUUUUUGAUUUUUUUAAAACUGAACUUUUUUAAGCAGUUGUCUUCCUUCUCACAUAUAAUUGGAAAAAAACGCGAGUUCAAAAUUAAAAAUUUGCUAUAAUCUCCAGGAAAACUAUCUAUAAUCAGAAAGGAACUGAAAUUUCAAUAAGUUGAAUAAAAUCAUAAAAAAAGAAAAAAAAUAUUAAUGCUGCUGCUAUUUCGAACGAGUUUCAUAAGCCUUAUUAGGUAAUAAAUAAUAGUUUUUAUAUAAAUGGAAUUUUUCGUUACAAAAAAAUAGGACGAAGAAGAAGAUGUUCUUCAUAUACGGACUCAAUGUUUCAGUCGAAAUUAUUCCCUCCACGUCUUUGGUGAUACCUCUGAUCGGCAAAUAUCUUCUCUUCACCAUGGUUCUCGUCACAUUGUCCGUUGUCGUCACUGUCGUAACUCUGGUGAGUUCAAGAUCUUCCCGGAAGAUUUUUUUUGAGCUGAUGGGAGCGAAAAUUGAGAGAAAAGUUUCAGAACGUGCACUACCGAUCGCCGACGACGCACACGAUGCCACGAUGGAUGCGGAGACUUUUCAUUGACAUUCUGCCGCGAUUCCUUCUCAUGACGAGACCACUUCCGCCUGGGCAUCACAACAAGGUUUCUUUUGAGGGUUUCAUUAAAGGGCUUCAAAGUUAUCUUUUUGAAUCAUUUUACUCGGGCGGAACGGAAUAAGCUCCUCGAACUCUUUUAAAAAAAAGAUUAUUUAAGGGUCCCCAGAGGAUCUUUUUUACCUAAUUGUUGCCUCUUUUCACAUCCUUCAAUCAAAAGGUGCUGGAAAGCAAGUGAAGAGAUUCCAGGACAUUCAAAACAGAUCUUCAGAACCUAUGAAUAAGAAGCUCAAAUGCUUUUUUUCCCCUCAUUUUAGAACCUUUUAGCGGUACCUUUUCAGGAUCCUCAAAGGUCAUAUAGUUUUUUGCCAUAAUUAUAUUGAGAAGACCAUUUUUUUCAAUAGUCAUUCUCAUAUGAAACGUUGAAAAAUUGAAAAAAAAAACGUAAUUGACUUCUUUUUUUCGCUCAAUGUUCAUGAUCCAACUUCAUCUUCAGAACAACCGGAAACGAGAUUCACGAACGUCAAACUUCAGUUUAAUGGGUAACCAUCAAUUCGCUUCAGCUAUACUCGAUCAGGUUCUUUCCUCUGUGAUAAGUCCACAUAGAAGCUCUUUCCAGCAAACUGACCUGCUCUCGCCUCAUUUCCGACCUUCUUUUGGCGGCAACAGCAGACCCGAAGACUCUUCUUUUUCUUCAUUCCAAAGGUCUGGUUUAGCAUCGAUUCGAAAUUAUCAUGUUUUUAUAGGAAUGGUUCGCCGGUCAGAUCAGCGGUUGAAAGUGUCGCCUACAUUGCUGAUCAUCUCAAAAAUGAGGAGGACGAUAAGCAAGUCAGUUUGAAAAACUUUUUCUGAACUGAAACUUGAGUCUCAACUCAAAACUAUGAUGAAAAAGAAUAUUGGGUAGAAUUAAAUUAAAAAAAGUUUUCUUUUUUCAGAGUAGUUCAAACGAGAUUUUUGAGUGAUUCUAAUAGUUCAAAUAGAAAUUUUUUUGAAUUGAAUGACUUCUUCAAACUUCAAAAAUAUCCCGUUUUGAGCUUUAAAAAGUUCCACUAAUAAAUCCCGAAUUAUUCGUCCAUUGUAAAGUAUCCUUUUUAAGUUUCAGAAGACGUUCAUUUUGGGCUUUUUCCGAUAUUUUGACCUUUGUCGGCUGCAUUAGCCUAUAAAUAUGAACUCUCUUGAAAACUCGCCUGCUUGAUUUUUUUUUUUCGAACUCUAAUUAGUUUCUCAAAAUUAUAUGAGAACCUCUCAAAGCACCUUUUUUCUGAUAAAAUAGCUCUUUGAAACAAAUCACGAGAUUAGUGUAUAAAGUUGGAGUAUUCGAUAAAAAUGUUUCCAAGGUUUUUUAAUGCCGAAUCUUUUUUUCCAAAUAAGGUUUUAGAACCCUAUGAUAGAAAAAUGAAUUGAAGGUGAUCGAGGACUGGAAGUACAUAUCGGUUGUGAUGGAUCGCAUCUUCCUCAUCACCUUCACGUUUGCCUGUGCUUUCGGCACAGCGGUGAUCAUCGCCAGAGCGCCAUCCAUCUACGACAACACCCCAGCUCUAGCCUAA
This is a messenger RNA of Caenorhabditis auriculariae, 6779 nucleotides long. The record is from the annotation of a GenBank genome assembly. NCBI's taxonomy places the organism in Eukaryota, Metazoa, Nematoda, Chromadorea, Rhabditida, Rhabditidae.